CGAGCCCCGAGCGGCGGCGCAGAGCUCCGGCGGCCCCGCGGCCCACUGCAGACCGCGCUGCGAGCGGCUGCGCCGCGUCCCAUCCCCGCGCCCCCGGGCGCUCCGGAGACCACAGAACGAUGCCCGGGGCCGGGGACCGAGGCGCAGCCCGGGCGAGAUGGCUGGGCUCUGGGCUUUUGGGUCUCUUCCUGCUCCCCGCAUCCCUGUCCCUGGAGGUGUCCGUGGGGAAGGCCACCACGAUCUACGCUGUCAAUGGCACGGAGAUCCUGCUGCCCUGCACCUUCUCCAGUUGCUUUGGCUUCCAGGACCUCCACUUCUGGUGGUCCUACAACACCAGUGAUACAUUCAGGACACUCAUAGACGGGACGGUGAAGAACGAGAAGUCUGACCCCAAGGUGAAGUUCAAAGAUGAUGAUCGCAUCACUCUGGAGGGUUCCACUAAAGAAAAGAUGAACAAUAUUUCCAUUCUGCUGAGGAACCUGGAAUUCAGCGACACGGGCAAAUACACCUGUCACGUGCAGAACCCCAAAGAGAAUAAUUUUCGACACCAGGCCACCAUCUUCCUCCAAGUUGUUGAUAAAUUGGAAGAAGUGGACAACACGGUGACCCUCAUCAUCCUGGGCGUCGUGGGUGGGGUCAUCGGGCUCCUCAUCUUCAUCCUGCUGGUCAAGAAGUUCAUCGCCUUCGUCAUCAAGAAGACUCAGGAGAAGAAGAAGGAGUGCCUCGUGAGUUCCUCAGGGAAUGAUAACACAGAGAAUGGCUUGCCUGGCUCUAAGGCGGAAGAGAAACCACCAACCAAAGUGUGAGGCCCCGCUGGGGGCCAAGCAGCCGCCCGGGCCUCACUUGCCGAUGAUGAACGGAUGCUUGAGCCAUGUCCGUGAACCCACGUGCCUGAGACACCUGCUGCUUGGCUCCAACUGUAGUCUUUCUGGGGAGACAUUGGGGUCCAGCCCAGCCUGCCUGCCUCCUCCCAGCCAGGGCUCCCCACGGAUGAGGGCUGGCCAGAGGAGGGGGCCUGUGGAAAGCUCAGGAAAGGAGAGCUGGCUGGUGAGGAAGGCGGGGUGCCCCCUCCCACCCCGCCGACACCUGGGAUACAUGGGGUCUUCUUCAGUCUCCCCACCCUGUAUGAGCAAUACCUUGGUUUUCCUCCAGAUUUCUCGUUAAGAGAGGCUUGUGGGGAUCAGCAAGGCCUGCCCCAGUAGCUGGACCCCAGUGAAUAGUGUGGAGAUCUAACCCUUUUGGUGGUGGAAGUGGCCUAGGGGACUGGGUGCAGGAUCUGGGGGUGGCAGCCUGCUGAAGGGGGGCCUCUAGUGAGAGGCUCUGAUGGAUGCGUGAUCCCCAGGUCCCUCUAGGGAGGCGCUUCCUUUCCUCCCCACCACGGGGUGGUCCGCUGUCCCCUCCGCCCCCCACUGCUGCUUGGAGUCUGUGAACACUCCCCACUAGGGCUGGCCACCUUGGUCUUGGGGGGGGUCCCAAGACCUGCUGCCAGGGGUCUCCCCUGGCUUGUUCCUCUGAUCUCUGAGUUCGUGAGGGGCAUGUGAGGGGGGCCCUCCAGCCUUCAUGGAGAACUGGGGCGCUACCUAUGCCUUUCCUAGCAUUUCUCCUUGGGGAACCAGGACUGCAGAGGUUGGCGAGCCGGUGUCCAGGGCCUCUUGGCUACUGGGGUGCCCACCCCAGCCCGACCAGUGCUGGCUGCCCCUUCUCCUCGGCAUGGCGGGACCAUUGCCGCCCCUGGGAACUCCCAGGCUUGGCUCCCCCACUCCUGCUCCUCUUUCCCCGAUGCAGCAGGUGGCAUCAUCUUGCUUGAGAUGUUGUACCCUCAGACCCUCCCCUCCUGUGGGUUCACUCCUCCUGUGCCCGUGCCCAGCCAUCACACCCUCUCCCCUGGCUCAGGGUUGUUCACCUCUAACCCGGGGUCAAGGGCUUGCUUUCACCUCAGGGAUCCUCUUGCUUUGGAAGAGGGGGCCCUUGGGUUUUCUGGCUGCUUCCUGUUCAGCUGUGCCACCGCCUCUCCCUCCCUGGGGUUGGGGAGGAGCAGGAAGAGAGUGCUCACAGUCUUCCUUUGCUUUUCUGAGAACUGGUUUGCACACCCCUGUGUGGGGGGCUGGACUGUGCCUUAGCUCCUUGUGUCCCGGCUCACCCCCUCUGUCCCUUCUCCAGCCUGAAUGGGACAGCCAGCUCUGGUGUGGCACUAUGCGAGGGGUCCCCAACCUGCCAAUGCCCAAGGCCAUGCCAGGGACCAGGGAGCUGGGGUGGUGCCAGCAGAGGCCCCCUGGACGUGAUGGGAUCUUGGAGCUGUCCGGGUUCCCGACAGGGAGAGCAGCCCUCUCUGACACUGUGUCCUCUAGGCCUGAGAGGGAAAGGGGCAGUAGAGGUUAUGGGGGCUGCCUCAGGAUCCUCCCUGUCAAAAGGCAGCUGCAGGCUUCCCCUAGGGCAGAGGCAGGGGAGGCGAGGAGCAGCAGCUCCUGCAGGGCGCCUGGCUGGGGCCCACGGCCCUCACUGCAUCUGAUGGGUUUGCAGGGUCCCACUCUGAUCUGCCUCCGGGGCUCCCAUCCUUGUCCCCCCAAGAACCCUAGGUUCAGGUUCAGAUUAUCCUGGCUUGAGAGCAGACAGACCAGAACUACCAGGCAUUUGGAAAACUUCUUGUGGCUACCUUCAGGAGAACGGUUUUCUUCCCCCUUCCCAGUUCCAACAUUUGAACAAGCUGAGUCGCCUGGGCUCCUCUUACUCUCUUCAGAGGAGGGGGGCGGUGGGGGAGGAGUGUCACCCUCUCCACUCCUGGGUCUGUCUCUUGCUGACUGAUAGGUGGGUCAUGCAUCUUCUCUGGGCUCAGCUUUCCCCAUCCAUAAAGUGGGUGUAAUCAUAUUUACCUACCUCCCAGGAUUGUUGUGAGGCUCGGCGAGUUUUUGUCUAAAAAAAAAUCGUUUUGGCUUGGAAAGGGAUCUUGGAGGCCAGGCAUUAUAAGUGGAGGGAUUUUUCCAAGUCCAUCCUGUCCUCACCUCUGUGUCCCCUCCCUAGGAGAUACACACGCACAGACAUACAUGCACAUGCACGCAUGCACUUUCUCUGUCUCUCUCACUAACUCUUGCUCUCUCUCUCUUCCCACUCCUCCCCCUUGGGAUUAUUUUAGUCUUUGUAAUAUUAGAAACCUUGGCACUGAUGCUUAAAGGUACUUAUCCAUGGCUUUUGUUUGGGAGUUUUCAAUUCAGGUGAUAGAAUAGGGACUGUAGGGGGACAUUUUUGGUGGCCCCAAUGCCUGGGGGCAUCAUGGACAUUUAGUGAGCAAGUACUAAGAAUGCUCAGCUUCAUCCUCACAGCAGAGAAGUGUUCUGCUCCAGUGCUGGGGUGAGACCCAUGGAGGAGCACUGGAUGGAUUGCAAUGGAAUGUAUAUGGGCAGAGCCAUCUUCCCAAGCAGAGCCUCAGUGUGUGCAGAUCUCAGAGGGCGGUCUCCAGGGGCUGGUGAGGGUGUUUCCAGGGCUGGUGGGCUAGAGAGAGCCAUUUGUAGGAUUGAUCUUGGAAGCCCUGCAGGCAUCAGCUGUGCUGAUAGUAAAGUCACUAAGACCAAAGACAGUCUUUCCUAGCUCUCCAUCCUUGACUUCAAACCGAGACCUCAGCAUUCCAGGCCUUGGGGUUCUCCCUGGGUAGGAAUUGAGCAAAAAGCCAUCAGAAUGAACCUGUAAGGUGAGGGUGGCCUGGGAGAGGGGCCGAUGGAGCUCAGACCUUUCCCACCUGGCUGGCUGACCAGAGCUGGAGGUGAAGCGAGGGGUGUGACAGCGUGCCCUUGAGAUGGUGGCAGGAGAGGGUGUGCGAGUGGAGACACACACCUGUGGACUGGGGGCUGUGCAUGGAAGAGCAGAUGUAUGGAGGUGUGUGUGUCUGAGAUGGGGGAGACUCUGCACACGUGGGGAGCCAUCUUCCCUGGCUGGAUCUAUACCUGUUGGGACAUCAGGAGCCUGAGAAAGGAUAGGAGACUGAGAGGAAGACCAGCCAUGCUCUUAGGUUCCAUAACUCCAUGACUCCCUCCCUGUUAGGGACAGCUGCCAUGAGUGCUGGGGGAGGGGGGGCAAGGAGGGGAACUUCUCAAGAAACCCUACAGCUUGCUUCACUUUACUCUGUCCCAGGUUGGAGUCCCGCCCCUCCCACCUCCCACCUGAUAUUCAGAGCUUAUGACUAUCUUAUGCAUGGUUUAUUCCUCUGGCUUGGAUGACAAUACCCAUAGUCAAUUGUUUUAUAUAACUAUAGAUCAAAUCAGUGCAGCAAUAGGUCUGGGAGGCCUCUGGUCCAUGGGUGCCUCUGGGAGGCACACAUAUGCACACACCCAGCAAUGACUUGUGUUCAAGCACAGAAUGGAUGUGAUCAACUAUCUUGCCUUUAUAACAUGUUUGGCAUUGUAGAAUUUUAUUUAGCUUUGCCUUGGAUGAAAUAAAAAAUUAUGUUUAAUAGAAA
Canis lupus familiaris (dog) is the source of this 4447-nucleotide messenger RNA. It is a transcript of the gene SCN4B, whose product is annotated as sodium voltage-gated channel beta subunit 4. Gene Ontology annotation, cellular component: membrane; voltage-gated sodium channel complex. Gene Ontology annotation, biological process: regulation of sodium ion transmembrane transporter activity; regulation of ventricular cardiac muscle cell membrane repolarization; cardiac muscle cell action potential involved in contraction. The transcript has 5 exons. The record is from RefSeq and is a predicted model, not a curated record. Lineage: Eukaryota; Metazoa; Chordata; Mammalia; Carnivora; Canidae. Gene Ontology annotation, molecular function: transmembrane transporter binding; sodium channel regulator activity. Bases 120 to 806 code for a protein of 228 amino acids.